CGGUAUCGAUCAAACCUCUAGCUAGGCAGUAGAACAAAAUUCCGUGACGGCCAUCAAACCAACGACAUUCGGCAGUCGUCGAGCGUCUUUACACACAAUCGGUGCGCGGGAGAAAAAUCCGUCGGUGUCCGCGAGAUGAAAUUCCCAAACACUUUGGAUAUCAACACCUAUCGGGCAUACUUCUGUGCCCGGUAUUUGUCACGUGACGAGAAUCGCCGGGUCGAUAGCAUCAAUCUAGCGUGGGACGCCAGCAAUCCGGAACCGCUCAAGAUAUUAUGCCUGAAAACGAUUGCCAACAAUUGGCUGACGAUUCCGUUCUUCCGGGAGAUUCCACUCUGUGAGGAUAGAAAUUUUCUACUCGACCUCUUAGAUUUGAAUUUCCCACUGGAAAAUCUCUGCGCCCGGAUACGCAGCGAUGCAUUUUGGAAACGUGCCUUCCUAAAUCGUUGGCGCAAUUUUUAUCCUAUUGACAUCACCGGAAAACCUUGGAUACGGGUCUAUCUGGAGAAGCACAUCUCGGAAACGCUCGAGCGAAUGAAACCUGUCGAUUAUGACGCGGAAAGUGUACAAAAACUGGUCGAUCUCUGCUCGUUGCACGUCAAGGAACUAAAAAUAGAUCAACUGCAACCGUCCACCGGGGACAACAACGACCAUAUCCCGUUCGAUUUGGUCCUAUCAAAUUUGCGCGAACUGAGAAAGGUGGACAUCACCUAUGACGUAAAGAACGCAGGUCACGAUUUCUAUCUGGGGUGUGCGUCCAUGUCCGAUAAGGACGUCCGGCUGAUGACCCAGGGACUGGAACGGUGCUACGAGCUGACCGAGAUUAGGCUGCACAGUACCAAGCUGGAACCGGGUACCAUGAAGCAGCUGGCCGCGGCUCUGGAUGAGGGUUGCCCACAUUUGACUACGAUUGCCUUCCCGCACUGUCGCUGUGGGGACGUUGGAAUCAAAGCGUUUUUCGAUGCGCUCACGCCAGAAUCUCUGCCUAAUGUGAAAGAUAUUAUUCUGACUAACAAUUUUCUGU
This is a messenger RNA of Uranotaenia lowii, 1024 nucleotides long. RefSeq lists its product as uncharacterized. The annotation marks the transcript as partial. Lineage: Eukaryota; Metazoa; Arthropoda; Insecta; Diptera; Culicidae. The transcript has a single exon. The record is from RefSeq and is a predicted model, not a curated record.